UGACGACAAUCCCCUUUCAGUUUCAUUUUAGGCGCUUUGGCUGUGAGUUGACUUAAUUGACGAUUUGAAUCACAAUUUGAAUCACUAUUUUGAAGCACUAAUGGCCGGCGGAAAAGCGGGAAAAGACUCGGGAAAAGCCAAGGCUAAGGCCGUUAGCCGAUCUGCUCGCGCAGGACUACAGUUCCCAGUGGGUCGUAUUCAUCGCCAUCUCAAGAACCGUACGACAUCUCACGGUCGCGUUGGUGCCACCGCUGCUGUCUAUUCGGCGGCUAUUCUCGAGUAUCUGACUGCUGAGGUGUUGGAGUUGGCGGGAAAUGCCAGCAAAGACUUGAAAGUGAAGCGCAUAACUCCCCGUCACUUACAACUUGCCAUUCGUGGUGACGAAGAGUUGGAUUCGUUGAUCAAAGCGACCAUUGCUGGCGGUGGUGUCAUACCACACAUCCACAAGUCGUUGAUCGGCAAGAAAGGCGCCACCGGACAGAAACCGACUUAAGUUUUCUGACCAUUAAAUUGAGUCCUUUGCCACUAAAUAUUCAUUUAAUCAAAUAAUGGCAUUUCAUUUAUUUUUAACUUUCAUUUUUACUUAAAACAUACAUACAUUAACAUAAUAUGUACCGAUAAAUAAUUUAAAUAAUAAUUAGCCGUUUAUUGAAUAACAAUUUUUGCACCGAUUUAUGAUAUGCUUAACUGAUAUUACUGUCAAAAUUUGAAUUGAACUGUAAUUUAAUUACUAUUUCGUAUGACUUUUACAGUUAAAACUUCAUAAUUCAUUCAUAUUUAGACAAAUAAAGCAACGCUUAUAUAGUGUUAAAAAAAGUUUAUCAAUUAUUUUCAUAAUUGUUUCA
Molecule: messenger RNA, 845 nt
Organism: Oppia nitens
Lineage: Eukaryota; Metazoa; Arthropoda; Arachnida; Sarcoptiformes; Oppiidae
Gene: His2Av
Product: histone H2A.V
Exons: 4
Coding region: 101-493 (130 amino acids)
Cellular component (GO): nucleosome
Molecular function (GO): DNA binding; protein heterodimerization activity; structural constituent of chromatin
Source: RefSeq, a predicted model, not a curated record